Drosophila takahashii is the source of this 898-nucleotide messenger RNA. Its product is annotated as G patch domain-containing protein 11. The record is from RefSeq and is a predicted model, not a curated record. Lineage: Eukaryota; Metazoa; Arthropoda; Insecta; Diptera; Drosophilidae. Gene Ontology annotation, cellular component: kinetochore. Gene Ontology annotation, molecular function: nucleic acid binding.
AUGUCUGACGAGGAGGAGGAUUAUAUGUCCGACAAAUUCCUGGCUGGUCUGCAGGAUGUGCGUCCCAGCUUGGUGCACAAUCGCGGCAAGAAGCGGCAGUUGGAAGUCGAGACCAAAAACGAGGAGCUGAAGAAGCGCCAACGAGAGGCAGCCGCUGCGUCGGGAAAAGUGGACAAUGAUCGACUUCAGGAGUCGCUCAACAAACCGCUAUCCUCCGACAAUAAGGGCUUCCAGCUGCUGGCCAAAAUGGGCUACAAAGCGGGCUCUGGAUUGGGCAAGCAAUCGGAUGCCCGCACAGAACCCGUGGGAAUUACCAUAAAGAGCGGUCGUGGAGGCCUGGGACGCGAGGCAGCCGUGGCUGAGUUGACCCUCAAGAGGCAGGAACUGCGGAGGGCCCAUCUCCUCAGCAAGGCCGGCAUUGAAUCCCGUGAAGAAAUCAGCACUGAGGCUUACCGACGACGAGCGACCCACAAAGCGGAAGAACGCAAGCUGCAGUAUGACAUAAAACGGUGCCAGCAGACCUGCGAAUCGUUGGAUCUCAAGUCAGGUGUUACAGAACCAGAUCUGGACUUCUUUUGGCCACCCAAACCAAAAGAGGAAGAUGGAACAGAAAGCGAAGGGGAAUCGGAUGACGAUGAGCCACCCAAAGAGGAACCAUACACUCCAUCGGAACAACUGGAGCUUCUCACCGGCUACCUGCGCACCGCCUAUCUCUUUUGCUACUGGUGUGGAACGCAUUACGAGGACAACGAAGAUUUGGGCACCAACUGUCCAGGACUCACACGCGACGAUCACUAGCUUCAGUAAAUAAAAGGAAACAACUAGAUUAAUUACACAUAAUUUCACAAAAUCUCUGCAGGUUUAAAAUUAUUUUACAAUAAUACGAAGUCAAAAAACA